AUGGAAGGUUUGAGUCCCCUGGAAUCGAUUGACUCCAAUGCUGAUCUAUUUUCUAAUGUUGCAUUAAAAUUGACCGCUACACCUGCUGUGACAGGUUAUGACUGUAACAGCACCGUCUCUACAGGCAUCAAGAGGCGAAGCAUAACAUCUAAAAUCCCAGCAUGGUUCCAAAAAUGGGACAAUUCUGAUUUUAAUAAGCAAAGUACAAACUCAGGCAGCAGAUCUCAUAAAUUCAGAUUUUGGCUUAACGAGAAAGACGAUCUAGAUCCAUCUGAGGACCAAUUGUUUAGCUCACCUGAAGAUAUUAGUAUUAACACUCAGGCUUCGAUUUAUAACGAUCGGAUUUCUUUAGACUUGUUUCCGGAUGAUGAACAUGAUGAAAAUGUCGAAGAAAUUGGCAAAACAUCUAGUUCACAGGCGUCCAUCUAUGAAUUUGAUUAUAAAGAACUUGAAUUUUUAAAUGUUCCCUCUACCGAUGCCACUUUCACUUCUCAGGUUUCUAUUUAUCAACUCGGUGGUGCCGCUGACGCUGAACCCAGCAUUCGUAAAGCAAACCUUGGUCAUAGUUCCAUUCUCCAUGCACCAAUCUACGGUUUCGAUGAGCCGGAUCUCAUUUUCGAGACUCCUAGAGAAGAUGACCAUUUGUUGAAAGAAUGUAAACACACCGUUGGCUCAGAUAUAACUUUAAACACGCGAACCGCUCUAUAUGAAUUAAGUGAUGAAAAGUAUUAUUUGGAGUCCCUGCAAGAUGUGCUCAUGUUCGGUAAGGGAAUGAACGAUGUUGUCAAUGCUCCUGUUGGCAAUCCUUCGUCGAUCUACGGCACGAGAAUGGGACACAAUUCUGGCACCGCUUUCGAGGUCUUCUUGGAAUCUUGCUUAGACACAGAUUCUUCUUGGGAAGCAUAUGAAGCUGAAUAUAAUAAAACUAGUGAUGCGAAGUUCGGUUCCUCUGUUGCCAAACGAAAAUCUCGACUAAGGACGUUACUUCAUUAUCUCAAGAAUAAGUUUUCCAACAAACGAAUCGUCUCUGAGAUGCAAUUGCUGAAAACUCUUUGGCAUUCAAUCCUCAUAAGUCGAAAAAAUGCUUAUGAGUAUUAUCAUUACUGUUGA
Messenger RNA from Zygosaccharomyces rouxii, 1110 nucleotides. RefSeq lists its product as uncharacterized. The record is from RefSeq and is a predicted model, not a curated record. The transcript has a single exon. Lineage: Eukaryota; Fungi; Ascomycota; Saccharomycetes; Saccharomycetales; Saccharomycetaceae. The coding region runs from base 1 to 1110 and encodes 369 amino acids.